AUGUCGUCCUCCAUGGCAAAGCUGCAGCCGACGCAGAAGAACGAGGCAGACCCGGCACAAACAUCCAAAACUGCCACGAGCCAACCGCCCGCGAUGCUGGAAGAGGAUGAUGAGUUUGAGGAUUUCCCAGUCGAAGAUUGGUCACAAGAGGACACCGAAGUACCUGGAGGAACGACACAUCUGUGGGAGGAGAGCUGGGAUGACGACGACGAAAAUGAGGAUUUCAGCAAACAGCUAAAGGAAGAACUGAAAAAGGUCGAGGCAACGAAGUCAUGA
Exophiala spinifera is the source of this 276-nucleotide messenger RNA. RefSeq lists its product as uncharacterized. Bases 1 to 276 code for a protein of 91 amino acids. The record is from RefSeq and is a predicted model, not a curated record. Gene Ontology annotation, biological process: double-strand break repair via homologous recombination; proteasome assembly; mRNA export from nucleus. Gene Ontology annotation, cellular component: proteasome complex; proteasome regulatory particle, lid subcomplex. The transcript has 3 exons. NCBI's taxonomy places the organism in Eukaryota, Fungi, Ascomycota, Eurotiomycetes, Chaetothyriales, Herpotrichiellaceae.